AUGUCUUCUUCCCCUGAGCUUCGCGCAAAUGUGACGUGGUCGCUCAACCAGGCGAGGGCCAUCAUGAUAGCCACUGUGCUGCCGUUGUUCUGCGUGUUCCUGUUAUGCGUCGGACUCAUGCUGUGCGCUAUAGCCAAGCUGCCCCACACCCUCGACACGCCUCGUUACCUCCUCUUCACGUGCAUGCUAGUCAACGAUAGUAUCCAACUAGUGUCUUCUGUACUCCUUUUCAUGUUGGCCAUGAUUGAUGUGCGGUUGCCGCUGUUCUACUGCUUAUCCCUUAUCUUCAUUGCAAAAGCCAGCUUCCUCAACUCACCGCUCAUCCUAGCCACCAUGUCAUUAGAGCGCUUUGUUGCAAUCUUCUACCCGUUGCGCCGCCCGGCUGCCUGGCGAUCUGACCGCAUCUGGGUCAUCAUCCUGGCCAUGUGGCUGCUGAGCUGCAUGGGCCCUGUCUUGGACAAUAUCAUCUGGGAUAGACAAACCUUGUCCGUCGGCAGCGAACCCGUGUUGUGCAAGAGCCCUCAAGUGAGUGCCACGCCAGCCCAGGCCUUGCUCCGCAUAAUUGUCAACGUGACCGUCUUUUCCCUGAUGACUGUUGUUAUCAUCUGGACAUACAUAGGCAUCAUGGUUCAGACGCGGAAGCUGCGCAGGGCCGGGGAGUCAGCGGAUCGCGGUAAACGGACGGUUCUGAUACACUCCGCACAGUUACUGCUCUGCGGGCUAGCUUUCACGAUCCCUCUUACUGAAACGCUCAUUAAGCGAGACUCCUACCAGUCACAAUAUACAGUGAUCUUCUUCAAUUACUACUGCUUUGUCAUCUUUCCGAGGGCCCUUAGUCCGCUCAUUUACGGGUUCCGGGACCAAACCCUACGCAAGCAGAUGGCUAAGGCCUUUGGAGACUGUGCCAGGUCGAAGGAAAUUAUUAUUAUGAUAAAAAGAAUUUGA
Messenger RNA from Nerophis lumbriciformis (worm pipefish), 945 nucleotides. Lineage: Eukaryota; Metazoa; Chordata; Actinopteri; Syngnathiformes; Syngnathidae. The record is from RefSeq and is a predicted model, not a curated record.